UCAUUUUAUCUUUGUACAAUUAUAAUACYUAUACUUAAUAAUUAUUAUAAAGUAUAGAAAUUUAAAUUUAAAUAUCGCGUUGUAGAAUUCAAACUUCCCUACCACAMCAAAAUGGAAACCGUUAUUGGGAUUAAGUUCAAUGAUUUCAUACUCAUCGCCACGGAUAUGACUGCUGCCCACAGUAUAAUGGUCAUGAAAGAUGACGAAGACAAAACGUACAACAUCACCAACAAUGUAGUGAUGGGUGUCACAGGUGAAGCAGGUGAUGUACCUAGAUUUGCAGAGUACAUCACUCAAAACGUCAAACUUUACCGCAUGCGKAAUGGUUAUGAUUUGUCCAUUCCAGCUAUUGCGACUUUUACUCGUAAAACUGUUGCUGAACACCUUAGAAGCCAAAGUCCUUAUCAAGUAAACUUCAUGCUCGGAGGAUAUAAUCCAACUGAGAAAAUCACAUUUAUACUUCAUUGAUUAUUUGGGRGCUCAGGUUGAUGUUCCUUAUGGUGCUCAUGGUUAUGGUGGUAUGAUGGCAAUCACAGUUAUGGAUCGUUACUACAAACCAGGUA
Diuraphis noxia (Russian wheat aphid) is the source of this 563-nucleotide messenger RNA. Its product is annotated as proteasome subunit beta type-2-like. Lineage: Eukaryota; Metazoa; Arthropoda; Insecta; Hemiptera; Aphididae. Gene Ontology annotation, biological process: proteasomal protein catabolic process. Gene Ontology annotation, cellular component: nucleus; cytoplasm; proteasome core complex. The record is from RefSeq and is a predicted model, not a curated record.